This is a messenger RNA of Cyprinus carpio (common carp), 5710 nucleotides long. RefSeq names its product aggrecan a (gene acana). Lineage: Eukaryota; Metazoa; Chordata; Actinopteri; Cypriniformes; Cyprinidae. Gene Ontology annotation, biological process: cell adhesion. Gene Ontology annotation, molecular function: hyaluronic acid binding; calcium ion binding. The record is from RefSeq and is a predicted model, not a curated record.
UUUUAUGUGCGCCUUCACUCCACCUCUCAUUCCCUAGCCCCCCUUUCAGCCCCUGUUCAGUUAAAGUAUUUCCCCAGUGAGCAGAGUUUCUUUCUGCUUCUCAAUCUUCUGCCAGAAGCGCCUCUGAACUUUACUGCACACGCGACACUUUUAUUACGGGUUUGGAUUGAGAGAGGCGCGCGCCUUCAGAGAGCUGGAAAGCAUCUGCAAUCAAGGAAUAAAGAGUUUCAGAGGGAAACUGCACUAUACAGGUGAACGAUGCUGUCCUUGCUUUUGCUGAGUAUGUGUUUCUGGGUCUUCUCAGCCACAGCGUCUUUUGAUUACGUUUACACUGAGCCUGAAAGCACACUGACGGUCAGCAUACCCAAUGAACCUCCUCUCCAGCCUUUGAUGGGCGACACAAUAGUUCUGCCCUGCUAUUUCAAGGACAACACAGUCAAUGACCCUGGUGCCCCCACCAUUGCCCCUUUGUCUCACCGGAUCAAAUGGAGUCUGGUCACCAAAGAAAAGACCACAAACAUUUUAGUGGCAUCUGAAGGAGUGGUAAGCAUCGACAAAAGGUAUCUGGAUAGGAUCACUAUGGUUGGAUACCCCACGACACCCACAGACGCCUCCAUUAAGAUCACUGAGCUCCAUUCCAAUGACUCUGGAGUGUACCGCUGUGAGGUCAUGAAUGGGAUAGAGGAUGGUUAUGAUGUUGUUCAUAUUCAAGUUAAAGGUAUUGUUUUCCACUAUCGUGCCAUCACCACACGAUAUACCCUUACAUUUGAGAAGGCCAAGGCAGCCUGUAUUCAGAACAGUGCAGUGAUUGCUACUCCAGAGCAACUCCAAGCAGCUUAUGAUGAGGGUUUCCACCAGUGUGAUGCUGGCUGGCUUGCAGAUCAGACCGUCAGGUACCCUAUUCAUGAUCCUCGUGAGGCUUGUUAUGGAGACAAGUACGAGUUUCCAGGAGUGAGGACGUAUGGAAUAAGAGACGUGAAUGAGACGUAUGACGUGUACUGCUUUGCUGAGAAAAUGACAGGAAAAGUGUUCCACACUACUUCCCCUAACAAAUUCACAUUUGAGGAGGCAGAAGCUGAGUGUGCAGAGUUGGGUGCCAAGUUGGCCACCACAGGACAGCUCUACAUGGCAUGGAAGGGUGGUAUGGAUGUUUGUAAUGCAGGCUGGCUGGCAGACCGGAGCGUCCGCUACCCCGUCAACAUCGCCCGACCGCAGUGUGGGGGUGGCCUGCUGGGAGUGCGUACUGUCUAUCUGUUUCCCAAUCAGACUGGCUACCCUCUCUCAGACUCCCGCUAUGAUGCAUUUUGCUACUCUGAAACGGAUGAGAACGGUUCUGGCCUAUUGCCAUUCGAAAUAGAGACAAUUACAGAAGCCGACAGUGAUUCCCUGAGCGUGGACACAAUCACGGAAAGCCCCCAUGUCUUUUUAAAGCCCACCUCCACAGCAGGUGAACUGCAGGGAGAUGUUGUAACAUACAAGCCAUCAGUGACUACUAGUGUCGAGAUCCCAUAUACUGCACUAAAUAUUUCCCAGCUGCCCCUUUUACCACCCCCCACCUCUGUGGACACUUCGGAAGGGGUCACUGAUGGGACUGAUCUUGCCUCCGAUUUAUCCCGUUUGAAUGAAACCGAAGCUAUCAUGUCCACCACAGGGGUGGUCUUCCAUUAUCGUGCAAGCGACGGUCGUUAUGCUUUUGACUUUGUCAAGGCUCAACUGGCAUGUCAGAGCAUCGGUGCAGUCAUUGCCAGUGCCCAGCAACUGCAAGCAGCCUAUGAGUCUGGUUACCAUCAAUGUGACGCUGGCUGGCUGGUAGAUCAGACUGUCAGGUAUCCCAUUGUGUCUCCACGUGAGAAAUGCUCUGGUGAUUUGGAGCAUGUUCCUGGUGUGAGGUCUUAUGGACUGCGUUCUGCUUAUGAACGCUAUGAUGUGUAUUGCUAUGUGGACAAAUUACGGGGGGAAGUUUUCCAUGCAAGUUCAUUCGAGGGAUUCACUUAUGGUGAGGCAGAGGCUUACUGCCAGGGCAAGAAUGCCUCCCUGGCCUCCACAGGAGACCUGUAUGCUGCAUGGAAACAGGGCUUUGAUAAGUGCCGUGCUGGCUGGCUUCUAGACCGCAGUGUACGUUACUCCAUCAAUAACCCACGGCAGCAGUGUGGCGGAGGGAAGGCUGGAAUUCACACAGUUUACAAGUUUCCCAACCAGACUGGCUCUCCUGACCUGCACUACAAAUUUGAUGCAUACUGCAUCAAGGUGGAUCUGGAUCUGUCUCUGAGUGAAAGUGAAACAAAUAUGACGGUGACAGAGGAAAAGAUAGUGAGCGUGACAUCCCUCCCUGCUCUUCUCAAACCUGAAGCAGCUACUCCUACUACUAUCCCUGCAGAACCCUCUGGACCUGGUGCAUCUGGGGCCAGUGGCAAUGAUGAUCAGUUGAGCAGUGGGAGUGGGGAUCAGUCAAGUGUGUCACCUGCUUCAAGUGGGGACUCCUCUGGGGCUAGUGGCAUUGACAGUCUGUCGGGCAGUGGAAGUGGGGAUCAGCCGAGUGGGUCACCUGUUUCAAGUGGGGACUCUUCUGGGGCUAGUGGCAUUGACAGUCUGUCGGGCAGUGGAAGUGGGGAUCAGCCGAGUGGGUCACCUGUUUCAAGUGGGGACUCUUCUGGGGCUAGUGGCAUUGACAGUCUGUCGGGCAGUGGAAGCGGGGACCAACUGAGUGGGUCAUUUGAGAUGAGUGGAGACUCUUUUGGAAUCAGUGGCACUGAUGAUCUGUUGAGCAGUGGAAGCGGGGAUCAGCCGAGUGGGUCAUAUGUUUCAAGUGGAGACUCUUCUGGGGCCAGUGGCAACGACAGUCUGUUAGACAGCGGGAGCGGGGAUCAGACAAGUGGGUCAUUUGUGUCAAGUGGAGACUCUUCUGGGGCCAGUGGCAGCGACAGUCUGUUGCACAGUGGGAGCAGGGAUCAGCCGAGUGGGUCAUUUGUGUCAAGUGGAGACUCCUCUGGGGCCAGUGGGAGUGGGGAUCUGCCAAGCGGGUCUUUUGGUUCUUCAGGAUCUGGCAGUGGCUUAGAUAUCCUAGUGACCUUUUCAGGAAGUGAAUCCAUUUUAUCAGGAGUUGGAUCAGAUUCGGGAAGACCCGAGGAGGCUGAGGAGGCAAGCACAGAGAUCCUGACCUUAUCCUAUGGCCAGGGUUCAGGGCUCUUCGGAUUGGUCACCUCCGGAUCAGGAUCAGGAUCAGGAUCAGGAAGUGGGUCAGGGUAUAGCUCUGAAGAGAGUGGAUCUACCUCAGACUUUUCCAGCAGCUCAGGAGAAAGCGAUGAGAGUAGAGACCUUUCUGGCAUCUUCUCAGGAUCAGGUUCUAGCGAGGGGUCCUCAGGAUUCAGCGGUUUUCCAUCAGGAAUUUUUCCCUCUGGAGGAUCCAGUGGCAUUUCAUUCAUUGAUAGUGGUGACAUCAUGGUGGAUAGCCCUUGGGUGAAGGUGUUCACUGCUCCACAUUUAACAGAACAAGAGCUGGGUGGAAGCCAUGUGGAUUUCAGCGGAUCAGGACAUAUCUCAGGGUCUGGGAUGAGUGGUGAUAUCUCUGGGAUGAGUGGUGAUAUCUCUGGGAUGAGCGAUGAUAUCUCUGGGAUGAGUGGCGAUAUCUCUGGGAUGAGUGAUGAUAUAUCUGGGAUGAGUGGUGAUAUAUCUGAAGUUAGCGGUAUCCACAGUGGCUCUGGGAGUGGUUUAGAAUUUUCUGGUCUGACAUUUUUGGGAUCGGGCUGCAUUGAUCUCACAGAACAACCUCGUGAGCAGGAAGCUUCUGGACUUUUGCUGUUUGGGUCUGGUGAGGGAAGUGGAUUAACAUCUGGAGGCUAUUCCAUUGUAUCAGGGGAAAGAUCAGGGGAAUCAGCUAGCGGUGAUAUCAUCUUCUCCAAUAAUGGCAUGAUGGAAAUUUCCAACAAGCCCUUCCAAGGCUUGGAGCUAGGAAGGGGGGAGGUGGAGUACAGUGGCACCCUUAGGGUGUCUUCAGGGAGUGGAGAUGAGCAAAGUGCCUUUGCUAGUGAACAAGAACAUGAAUGGAUCCCAAUUACUGAAGAUACACCAACAGUGAACUCCAGUGAUGCUCCCUCAGAUGUACUAUCUGCUCAAGGGCCAUCUGGUCUGUACAGUGAUGCUGCAGGACCUCCAUUGUCAGAACCAGAGGGAAUCACAAGUAGACUUGACACUGUUACUUCUGCAGCUUUGUCUUCUACAACAGAACCUACUUCUUUACAGAGCCCUUCUGUCACGGAAGGACUUGUUUUGAAUGAAACCACAAUAGCUUCUCUUAACCCAUGUGAACCAAACCCUUGUGGAGCUGGGGUGUGUUCGGUGAAGGACGGGGUGGGCAUUUGUCACUGCCCACCUGGACUGCAUGGAGAAGAGUGCCAGUUUGAGGUUGAUGUUUGCCAUUCAAACCCUUGCGCCAAUGGAGCCACCUGUGUGGAGGUAGAGGACACUUUCAAAUGCUUAUGUCUGCCCAGCUACGAAGGAGACCACUGUGAGAUUGAUGUGCACAGCUGUGAGAAGGGCUGGAGUAAGUUUCAGGGCAACUGUUACUUGCAUUUCUCGGAGAGAAAGACCUGGCUGGACGCUGAGCAGCACUGUCGAGACUUAAACGCUCACUUGGUGAGCAUUAUCACUCCAGAGGAGCAAGACUUCAUCAGCUCAUACGCACAAGACUAUCAGUGGAUAGGACUGAACGAUAAAACGGUGCAAAAUGACUUCCGCUGGUCAGAUGGGACUCCGCUGCAAUAUGAGAACUGGAGGCCUAACCAGCCCGACAAUUAUUUUAAAUCUGGUGAAGACUGUGUUGUAAUGAUCUGGCAUGAAAAUGGCCAAUGGAAUGACGUGCCCUGCAACUAUCACUUACCUUUCACAUGCAAAACAGGUCCAGUGACAUGUGACCAGCCUCCUAAAGUGGAGAAUGCCAGGAUGUUUGGCAACAAGAAAGAUCGUUAUCAAAUGAAUUCUAUAAUCAGAUACCAGUGCAGUGAAAACUUCAUACAACGCCACCUACCUGUGAUCCGCUGCAUGGCAGAUGGACAAUGGGAGAAGCCUCGAGUGCAAUGCAUAGCCAAGGUCAAAUCUGGACUGCAAAAGGAAUCUUCUGUUCAUCACUCUCAUAAAUCUAAUACAACAACAUUGGAGAAACAUCUCUAAGGAGAUUUGAAGAGCUAGAGAUUCAUUUUUAAAUCAGUACGAGUUUUAUAUUUAUUUUCCAAGACACUGAAUUAUGAAGCAUUUGUGAUUAAAAAGUGUUAUUUUCAAGAUAAGUGCCCAUCUUGUAUAUUGCUGCCCCCUAUACAUUAGAUGUCAGUUAUUGGCCAUCAGCCAUGAUGGAGUGAUUCAUUUCAUCCCUGCAACAAAAGAUCAGAGACCAAAAGAUCAAAGACCAACAGCAUUCGUAAAGAUGUCUGUAAAUAUUUGCAGGUUUUCCUUUUGGACCAGCUAGUGUUUUAUGUUAAAAGGUACUGAGUGAAGAGCUGGAUGUGCCCAGUUUUUCCUCUGUGAAGGACAGUGAAACUUUUUUGUCUUUCUCUGCUAGUAAGCCAAAUUUUAGGUACAUGCACAACAGAAAUGAUGGGAUGAAAUGUGAAGUAUUAUUUUCAUCUAGUUUGUUGAGAGGAGAUGGAAACCUAAAAAAAAAAAAAAAAAAAAUCUGUAGCCAUAAAAAAAUCAUAUUUAUUUCUAAUACAUAACCAGA